Molecule: messenger RNA, 3484 nt
Organism: Stegostoma tigrinum
Lineage: Eukaryota; Metazoa; Chordata; Chondrichthyes; Orectolobiformes; Stegostomatidae
Product: zinc finger protein 239-like
Exons: 5
Coding region: 2018-3031 (337 amino acids)
Biological process (GO): regulation of transcription by RNA polymerase II
Cellular component (GO): nucleus
Molecular function (GO): DNA-binding transcription factor activity, RNA polymerase II-specific; RNA polymerase II transcription regulatory region sequence-specific DNA binding
Source: RefSeq, a predicted model, not a curated record
GUCUCUGCCUCCCUAACCUGUUCUUCCUCUCAGCCAUCCCUUCCUCCCACCCCAAGCCGCACCCCCAGCUACCUACUAACCUCAUCCCACUUCCUUGACCUGUCCGUCUUCCCUGGACUGACCUAUACUCUCCUCUCCACCUUCGGUCCGCCUCCCCCUCUCUCCCUAUUUAUUCCAGUUCCCUCUCCCCGUCCCCCUCUCUGAUGAAGGGUCUAGGCCCGAAACGUCAGCUUUUGUGCUCCUGAGAUGCUGCUUGGCCUGCUGUGCUCAUCCAGCCUCACAUUUUAUUAUUUUAGGAGAGAGAGCUGUUUUGGUUUGUGAUACAAGAGACGAGGCUGUCUGUGCCUUUCACCCAUCGGCAGCUCUCCUCCUGUCCCUGCCUCUAUGCACACACUCUGCCAGGCAUAGUCUUCCUCCCUCUGUGUGUGUCUCUCUCUCGCUUCAGCUCCUAAAACCUAAGAUGCAUCGGAUAUAAAAACACGCACAUAAACACACACACACACACACAUCAACAAGCCAUGGAGAAAGAUCAGGAAUUACUGCAAGCUGUCAAAACCGAAGAUGUAGCUGCAAUGCAGAAGCUGUUGCAAAGGCCGAAACAAGGCAAAGCGAAGAUAGGAAGAACUGCAGAUGCUGGAGCCAGAGGUAACACAGCGUGGAGCUGGAGAGUGUCAGAGAGGGGAAGUGAAGAAGGAUGUUCCUAAUGACUGGAGAUUGCAGAACCAAAGGUCACAGACUAAGGAUACACAGUAGAACGAAGAUGAGGAGAACUGUCUUCGCUAAGAGAAUGAUAACUGGAGCAGAUUACAAGCAUCAGAAACAGACCCCAGAAAACACGUGGACAAUAAAAAGUGCAAAUGCUGGAAGUCCAAAUGAAGUGUUUUGGCCCAAAGCAUUGACUUUCAUGCUCCUCUGCUGUCUGACCCGCUGUGCUCUUUCAGCCUCACACCUGGAGACCCCAGAAAAAAUGGUUUUGGAGAUGAAUGUCAGUAGUAUCAAAUUCCAACCCGUACAGUUACUUGGAAACUUACUGAUGUUAAACCAGUCCUGAAGAACCAGAAAAUCCAGUUUCUCACACUAUGCAGGUGGACAGUUAGUACCCAGUGUGAAUGUAUUGAUGUACACCGUGUUGGGAUCAUUUCCAAAACCUAACCUAUAAACGCACAAUGGUGUCAGAUUUUCAACUGCUAAAUCAGCAUCUUCGAUCAAGCAGGGUUUAAUGAGAUCAGCACAAACUGCCCCAUAACCAUGGUUCAUCCCUUAAUUUGAGUAAAAGCAAAAUCAUUCAACUGCGGUUCUUUGUGAACUCGCUGGUGUACUAAAAGUUUGGAUGUCCGAGUGAAUCCCUUCCCACACAUGGAGCAAGUGAAUGGCUUCUCUCCAGUGUGAACUCGCUGGUGUAUCAGCAAAUGUGUUGACUGAGUGAAUCCCUUUCCACAAUCGGAGCAGGUGAAUGGUUUCUCCCCAGUGUGAAUUCGCUGAUGUUCCAGAAGUUUGGAUGAAUGAGUGAAUCCUUUUCCACACAUGGAGCAAACGAAUGGUCUCUCUCCGGUGUGAACUCGCUGGUGUAUCAGCAGAUGGGAUGACUGAGUGAAUGCCUUCCCACACUCAGUGCAGGUGAAUGGUCUCUCUCCAGUGUGAACUCGCUGGUGAAUCAGCAGAUGGGAUGACUGAGUGAAUCCCUUCCCACACUCAGUGCAGGUGAAUGGUUUCACUCCACUGUGGAUUCGCAGAUGCCUCAGCAGGCUGGAUGACCAAGUGAAUCCCUUUCCACACUGGGAGCAGUUGAAUGGUUUCUCCCCAGUGUGAACACGCUGAUGUGCUAACAGAAACAUUCUAGGAUUCGGGUCCAGAACAAUGGGAGGAAUCAGGGUGAUCCAGAAAUGGAAAAGCGGAUUUCACAGGCUAUUCGUUUGAAGAGGAGGAUUUGAAAUUGGAAAACUGAAGCCAUCCAUCAAAUCGGCAUCUGACUGCAUCACCCAAUUUGUUGUAACCUGAAUAUCAUUGGAUUUUGAAUAUGGAAGGAAGAAACAUUGUUCUCAAUGGAGAGAAACUAUGGAAGUGUGAGGACUGUGGAAUGAGAUUCAAUUACCCAUCUGUCCUGGAUAGGCACCAGCGUUGUCACACAGGGGAGAGGCCAUUCAGCUGCACCAUGUGUGGUAAGGGAUUUGCUCGGUCAUCCAACCUGUUGAGGCACCAGCGAGUUCACACUGGGGAGAGACCUUUUAAAUGUCAUGACUGCGGGAAGUCUUUCAAAAGUUCCAGGGAGCUGAUGCGUCAUCAAAAUGUUCACACUGAUGAGAGACCUUUUAAAUGUCAUGACUGUGGGAAGUGCUAUAAAAGUUCCAGGGACCUGAUGUCCCAUCAACGUGUUCACACAGACGAGAGACCAUUCAGGUGUUCUCACUGCGGGACUGGAUUCAGAACAUCAUCUCAACUCACUGUCCACCAGCGAGUUCACACUGGGGAGAAACCAUUUAACUGCUCCAUGUGUGGAAAGAGAUUCACUCAGUCAAUUACACUACUGAGACAUCAGCGAGUUCACACUGGAGAGAGACCAUUCAUCUGCUCCAGUUGUGGGAAGGGAUUUACUCAGCUAUCCCACCUGCUUCGACACCAGCAAGUUCACACAGGGGAGAGACUGUUCACCUGCUCCGAGUGUGGGAAGGGAUUCACUCAAUCAUCCAAUCUGUUGAGACACCAGCGCAUUCACACUGGAGAGAGACCAUUCAUCUGCUUGGAGUGUGGGAAGGGAUUCAUUCAGGCCUCUCACCUUCUAACACACAAGCGAGUCCAUAGUGGACAGAGACCAUUCACCUGCUCUGAGUGCGGUUUAGGAUUCACCGAGGCAUACAACCUGCUGAGACACCAGCGAGUCCACAGUAGGGAGAGGCCAUUUACCUGUUUGGAGUGUGGGAUAGGAUUCUCUGAGUCAUACAAUCUGCUGAGACACCAGCGAGUACAUAGUGGGGAAAAGCUGUUCACCUGCUCUGAGUAUGGGAAGGGAUUUACCCAGCUAUCAAGCUGCUAAAAUGCCAGCGAGUUUAUGAGGAACUACAGUGAUUAGAUUUCACUGUUGACCACGUUAAAUUUAAACUGGUUUGAUUCAGCACUUGGAUCAGUUCAGUAAUUGAUGUCUGCUGUUGAGUAUUAACUGAUGCAUACGUCUAUGUGAAUCUGUCUUUCUCGGAUCCUGAGAAACUUUUCACAAAUUAGAACAGUGGCAAUUUCAUGACGUUAGAAGCAGAAAGUUGAAGUUUUGCACACAGGUCAAACCCUGCUGCAUGUGUUUCUGAAGGCACAUGUAGAGUAAAAGAGCAGCAAAAUGAAUAAAGUUGCUUAGAAAGCAGACAGGGGCUUUUGUACGUUCAAGUUGUUGGCAUGGUGCUCUGUGGGAAGAGGGAGGAACAGUGUGUGUUUUGGUGGGAGGUGAGAGGAUGGUGUUGUAGCUAUGGCAGGGUCAUGAGGAGCAUCCCGUUGGUGA